GGGGGAGCGGCUGCGCCCCGCCGUGCCCGCGACCUGAGCGCGUGUGGGCGGGGUGCGCCCUGCGCCGCGAUAAAUAGCGCUGUGCCGCGGCUGACAGCCCGGGCCGAGCGGCACCGCUGGCCGCCGAGCUGGGGAUAGCUGCGCCCCGCGGUCUGUGCGCGCCCCGCGGCAGUGCUGCUUCUCGUUUUGUUUCUCGGGGAGAGCCGGAGCAGGGGGCGGACCGGGAGAGCCGGAGCCAGGCUCUUUCCCCUUCUCCCUCCCUGCGGCGCACGGGAGAUGCUGGAAGCUGCAGCGAGUUUGCAGCGCCUGAGAAGUACGGCGAGAGCCGUGUGAGCUCCUGCCGGUCCCCGCGGCUGGCAGCCGCUCGUAGUUCCGUACGCAGUCGCCCCCAGCCGCCCCUCGCUGCCGCCGGAGCAGGCUGCCCACCCCUCCGCCCAGGAUGCAGUUUCGCCUCUUCUCCUUUGCCCUGAUCAUACUGAACUGUAUGGAUUACGGCCACUGCCAAGCCGGCCGCUGGAGACGCAGCAAGAGAGCUAGCUAUGGACCAAAUCCAAUUUGCAAAGGUUGUUUAUCUUGUUCAAAGGAUAAUGGGUGCAUCAGAUGCCAACACAAGUUAUUCUUCUUCCUACGAAGAGAAGGAAUGAGACAGUAUGGUGAAUGCUUGCAUUCCUGCCCAUCGGGGUACUACGGACUCCGAACGCCAGAUAUGAACAGAUGUUCAAGAUGCAGAAUAGAAAACUGCGACUCCUGCUUUAGCAGAGACUUUUGUACCAAAUGCAAAACUGGCUUUUACUCGCACAGAGGUCGCUGCUUCCGAGGAUGCCCCCCUGGAUUCGCAGCUUUGGAAGAGCUUAUGGAAUGUGUGGAAGGCUGUGAAGUAGGUCAGUGGAGUGAGUGGGGAACUUGCAGCAGAAAUAACAAAACAUGUGGAUUUAAGUGGGGCCUGGAAACGAGAACAAGACAAAUUGUGAAGAAGCCAGCAAAAGACACGAUACCAUGCCCAACCAUUGCAGAAUCCAGACGGUGUAAAAUGGUCAUGAGGCAUUGUCCAGGAGAUUUUACAGGAAUGAUUGCUCUGUUACUAAACUGCUUGAUGCUUUAGAUGUCUCUCAAAGCUCUGUGAGCAAGGGAGAAGGCCAACAAAAACAAAGGACAAGAAAAAGAAGAAAAAGAACUUAAUGGAAAGAGCUCAGAAGCAGCACAGCAUCUUUUUAGCAACAGAUAAAACAAGCCAGUAAAGACUUGAUUUUCUUUAAUAUAUUUUUUUUGCAAAGCGCACAAAAGCUGCUAUAUGCUCCUGCCCAUGGAUGCACUACGAUUCAGCUGCUUUGACAGUAUUGGUGGCAAAUACCUUGUGAAAAAGUAAAAAAAGUCCACAAGCUUCUUUGUUUUAUUUAUAUAUUUUUUUAUUUUAUUUUUUCUUGUCAUUUUUGACCUGAAGACUUCAAGGUCAGGAGCUCACUGAGUUGAGUCAGUGGAAGUGGUGCUGAAGGGCAUCAGAGAUUUUGUCCUGGGGGCACGGUCAACAUGCUGACAUGGAAUGGAAGCAGGAAAGAAACCUAUAUAUCACCAUUAGGCGGACUUGUGCAUAUUUAAAUAAAAAAAAGAAGGAAGUCUUGAAGGUGUAGGUACUAUUGCAUUUAUGGCUCUUGUUUCCUAUAUUUGAACAUUUCAAGAGUAAAUAGAUAUGACUUACCUACUUAGUGUUAAUGUACACUGUUCUCAGCACCUGCUACAUUGAAACAGUUGUAUAAUAAAAGUGCUUUAAGACAACAUAACAUGAGAAUUACUUACAGAAGCACAGCAGACUCUAUGUGUACAUAUUACUCUGGCUACAUAUAAAUGAACAUAUUUACUGUACAUCUAUGCAUUUUUAUGUAUAAUACUUUAUACAUGUUUAAAGUUAUGUCCUGUUGGUUCUAGUAAUAUACUUUAAUCCAGUAAAUGUUUACUUUUUACUAUGUUUUAAGUAUCUUCUCAUAUUUCUCAACAGUUAUAAACUGGAUUUUCUUUCAAAUUUGCAAAGCACAUUCAGAUGGCUAAACUACCUUGUAGUGACCCUCUCAGAGUGUCAGCUCUGAAGUAGACGUGCCAGACUAGUAAACAGCAAAUCUUUUCCACUCUUCUGUUCUCCUAUCUCAGUCCUGGUGUUUUUGUCUCAGAAAAAGAAGUGUAACUUUUUUUAAGAUGAGGCACUAUGACAGUAGAUGUUUUGAGUGUCAGGAGAGAAAUUAUAUGGGAAUUUCUUGGUAUCUGAGAUUGUAUGUGUAGGGUUUUUUUCAAAUAUAAUGCACAAUGUUUUAUUUCUUCUAGUCCUCAUCCAGUCAGAUACAUCAAACAAAUACCUGAAUAGGGGAAAAACACAAGAAACAGCUAUGUGAGUUCAGUCAUUCAAAAGCAUAGCAAACACCAGUGUCCCAGUAUUGCCAGUUAUCUGUAGAAGUUCAGCAACUUUAAUCUGCAUCUGGUGUUUGUUUAGGUUUGGGAGGGAGAGGUGGAGACAAUUUUCUUUGUACAAAGUCAAAAUGACUCAGGAUGUAUAAUUUGGUAAUCUAGCAUUAUUGGACUUGCAUUCAAAGAAGGUUUUGAAUACCUGCUGGGAAAAGCCCACACUAAAAUGGCUGUCAUUUAUGCUGUCAGAUAUGUUAUUCCUGUUCUAGGGCUAAAACUUGCAUUUGACCUACACAAAGCAAAGAAAAAGUAAAGCUGGCCCCAGAACCUUACAAAACUCUUCUUGGCAUACACUUCAGAAAAAUCCCACAAGUCUCAGUUUUAUGGGUUAUAUGCUUCACAUUUAAACUAGGGAACUACAGCAACUAUAAGCACAACUAUAUUCGUAUUUAGCUGGAACAAGUGUUGCUAUGAAAAUGUGCAGUGGUUAGGCAUGUAUGAAUGUUCCAUGAAGACGCUUGUGGACUCACUUAGCCAUCUUUCAUUUAGAAUAUGUUCAUAUUUAACUAGAACAUAAUAAUGUUAAGGACAGUAAAAUUGUUCUGUUCCUGGGCUGCUAUUUUGGACCUUAAAUGCUCACUUACAAAAAAAAAAAAAAAAAGACAGUAAGAACUGUAGCUGCCUGUUCGCUUAUUGGUCAUCAAAUUUGGCUGUAAAUUCAGUGAAUGCCCUCAUACAAUCCUUCUAGUAGUGGUUACAAGUGUUGUAUUAGGCAUGUCAUAAAAAGAAUGCUACAAAAUACAAUAAAAUUAUGUCACAAGAUUCUGAGUAAA
Messenger RNA from Pezoporus flaviventris, 3224 nucleotides. RefSeq names its product R-spondin 2 (gene RSPO2). Lineage: Eukaryota; Metazoa; Chordata; Aves; Psittaciformes; Psittacidae. The transcript is spliced from 6 exons. The coding region runs from base 440 to 1102 and encodes 220 amino acids. The record is from RefSeq and is a predicted model, not a curated record.